AUGGUUAAUGGACUCCAGCAACGGCUGUUUCUGACUGAAAAGGAAGCCUCGGCCAGGCGGGAAGAGCUAGAAGAAUCGGCCUCUCAAGUGGCGAUGUUCGAAUCGAUGGUGAAUGGACUUCAGCAUCAACUGUUGACCAGCGAAAAGGACUCCACUGCGAAACGGGAUCAAUUGCAGGAAUCCAUCACCAACUACAAGCGUCAGGCCGAAGAUCUUGAUCGAGAAUUGCAAGAAGCCAGGGCCAAGAUUGAACAGCUCGAGGCUACGGACACAGCAAAGCCUAGCGAGGACAAAGUGGAGGCAAGACGAGCGAGGCUCUCGCAGAUGAACUGGAAGACGUAUCACAGCGAGAUGGCAGGCGAGGUCCGAGAGUGGCAGGGGCACUGUGUCGCCUUGGAGACACAGAUCAACGAUUUGUCCAAGGAGCUUGAAAAAGUCUCAAAAGCUCUAGCAAGGGCCAGGGACAGAAGCAACGACCCCGACUAUGAGGGUAGCGUCGAGCAACAAAUUGCUGAAUUGGAGUCAACCAUUGAGUCUUUGGAGCAGGAGCUCGAAGACAAACACAUUGAAGCAGAAAAUGCCAUUGCUGAGUGGCAAGAUAGCUACGGAGUGUUGGGAGCAAAGAACGGAGAGCUCGAGGAACAGCUGGCAGCUCUGAAUAUCCAGGUUCAAGAUUUGAGAGACACAAAGCAAGCAGUUGACGCUGAAUUGGACCAGUACAAGUCACUUCAAACCCAAGCCAGUGAAGAAGCAGGAAAGCUGAAGGCUGAGUUAGAAGCUGCCAGCGAUGCGGAUGCAAGCGAGAAGCCUGCAGCCGACGGGGAAGCAGCACUUGAGUUGAAGUCAAAGAUUGCAAAUCUGGAGGCAACUUUGGCGGAGCGCGAGCAAGAGCUUUCGGACCGACCAAAAGAGUCUGCCUUGCAAGAACUAGAAGCUCGCUGUGCCGCUCAGGGCGAAAAGAUAUCGUUGCUGAACACGCAUCUCGAAGAGACCAUCAAGGACCGUGAUGAAGCUGUGGCCAAACUGAAGAGCGCUGAGAAGUUGUCCUCGGCAACCGCAGAUUUCUCGCAGGAAAGCGAACGCCUAACCGAAAAGAUCGCGGAACUUGAAACUCUCGUUGAAGAUCUGAAGAAAGAGCGUGAUACGUCAGUGGCUGCCAUGGAGGAAUCUUCCCGCAGUUGGUUCAGAAAUCUGAGGAAGACGAAGCUGCCGUUGCGCAGUGGAAUGAGAGAAUCAAACAACUCGAGUCUGAACUCGAACGGCAAGAAACAGAAGCGAACGAAGCCAUUGCUGGCUGGGAGUCAAGUUAUUCGAUGGUGCAAGAGAGUCUUACCGGAGCUCAAGCCGAGCUAGAGACCUGCAAGGCAGAGCUUGUUGACUUGUUGAAGGCGC
Molecule: messenger RNA, 1392 nt
Organism: Seminavis robusta
Lineage: Eukaryota; Bacillariophyta; Bacillariophyceae; Naviculales; Naviculaceae
Source: the annotation of a GenBank genome assembly